This is a messenger RNA of Vicia faba (fava bean), 528 nucleotides long. NCBI's taxonomy places the organism in Eukaryota, Viridiplantae, Streptophyta, Magnoliopsida, Fabales, Fabaceae. The record is from the annotation of a GenBank genome assembly.
AUUUCUGAUCUUGGAAUGAUGCACUACUUUUUGGGUAUUGAAGCGGUUCAAUCCAAUGCUGAAAUAUUUCUCUGUCAAAAAAAAUAUGUGUUGGAUGUCUUAGACAGGUUCCAGAUGAAGCAUUGCAAUGUUGUCAACACACCAGUUGAGGUUAGUUUGCAAUUGUCAAAAGAUUCAGGAGGAAAAGAGGUGGACAACAUUUUUUACAAAAGAAUCGUGGGCAGUUUAAUGUACUUGACAACCACACAAUCAGACAUAAUUCAUGUUGUUUCUUUAAUCAGUAGAUAUAUAGAACGUCCAAGGCAGACACAUCUUCUUACUGCUAAAAGAAUUCUCAGGUACCUUCAAGGUACUAAGAAUUUUGGUUUGUUCUAUAAGAAAGGAGAAAGGACAGAUCUGUGUGGGUUUAGUGAUAGUGAUUAUGCAAGAGAUGUGGAUGAUCGAAAGAGUAUUACGAGAUUGUUUGCUGGGAAUUUCGACCAGGAUAAUAAAGGAAUCAUUCAUUUAAAUUUUCACAAGAUGGCUUGA